AUGUGGGAUGACUGUGGUUAUUUUCCAGAGACAACAAUUAAUGUCCUUUGUCUCAUGUCUAUGGUAAAACUUGAAAAUGAUAAAGUAUUGAGAAUGCAUGAUCAACUAAGAGAUCUUGGUAGAGAAAUCGUCCGUCAAGAAGAUUUGGAGAAUCCAAAACUACGCAGCAGGUUGUGGGAUGGACAAGAAGCCUCGGACGUAUUUGAGGAAUGCAUGAUAACUGAAAAGGUUCAACUCUUAAAUCUUGAUGUUGCGACGUGUGAGCAUGACAAAUUCGCGGAACGAUCUAAACUGCGGUAUCUCCAAAUAGAUAAAGCUAAACUUGUUGUUGGGGAUUUCAAGCAUCGCUUGUUAAACUUAAGAUGGCUUCGUUGGCGAUAUUCCCCUCUGGAUUUUGAGGCAACCAAUUUUCAUAUGAAGAAACUAGUCAUACUUGAUCUAAGAGGUAGUACGAUCCCAGAGAACUGGAAGGGUUGGAGUCAAAUUAAGAUGGCAAGUAAUUUAAAAGUGCUUGACAUUUCAUUCACUCAAAUACGGGAGCUACCUGAUGAAAUUAGGAUGUUAAAGAAGCUGGAAAUUAUAGAUGCACAUUAUUCUGAAUUGACAGGAAUUCGAAGCCUACCAACAAGCAUUCAUACCCUUGGCUUAGGAAGCUGCUAUUAUGUUGAAGCGCUGCCAGAGCUUCCCUCAAGUUUACAAGUUCUGCGUGUACACUUGGGGAGAUUGCAUGUUACCCCUAAUCUUGCAAAUUUGGUUAAUCUGCAGGAAUUGCAGUGUUAUCAGAUUCCUGACAAGAUGAAGCAGAUAAUUUUUAGUGAUAUUGUUAAAUUAUACAAAUUGCAUAGGUUGGACGUUGAAUGUAGCAACAUUAUGACCCUACCGAAAGAGAUUGAUGCCCUUUCUCGGCUCAAAUUUCUCUCUCUAGAAAAAUGCGUUAAACUUCAAUGUAUAUUGGGUUUACCUCCCAAUCUGGUUCGAUUAAAUAUUCGUUGUGGUCUGUCAUUGGAAAUGUUAUCGGCUCUGUCAAAUUUGAAGCUCUUGUCGGAAUUGCGACUUUAUGAGUGCGUUAAGCUGACAAAGAUUCAAGGGCUUGGGAAACUACAGUCAUUGACGAGUUUGAGAAUAGAAAAAUGCAUUGAACUGAUAGAGAUUGAAGGACUUGGAAAUCUAGAAUUGCUUGAAAGUUUGGAAAUAGAUCAGUGCAUUGAGCUGAAAGAGAUACAAGGACUUGGAAAUCUAGUAUCGCUGGCAAGUUUUUAUAUGGGUUGGUGCUUUAACAUAGCUGAACUUGAUCUGCUCGAAUGUUCGGCACAUCUAGCAUCCUCAGAGAUGAGUGGGUACAGACACCCUGAAAAUAAACCAGAUCGGUCCAACUUAAACAAGUUAACAAAAAUUGAAGUUGUUAGUUGCAAGAAUCUCAAUAAGAUCGAAGGACUACAUAUAUUGGUAUCAUUGGAAUAUUUGAAUUUGUCGUAUUGCUCAUCCAUGGUAAGAAUGCCUAAUCUAUCAAACUUGAAAAUGUUGAGACGCUUGCGGCUCUGAGAAUGCACAAGCUUACAUGAGAUUGAGGGCCUUGAGGCUUUGGAAGACUUGGAGGAACUGGACAUCAGGGGGAGCUCAUCACUGAAAAAAAUACCGCAUUUACCACACACACACAUUCAGACGAUUUCUGAUCAUUAUGAUGUAGAAUAUGAUCAUUAUUAUGAACAUACUUAUCCUUACGCUGACAUAUUUAGAGUGAACAAUGAAUAAUAUUAGGCCUCUGGAAGAUCCCCAAAAGGAACAGCUAUGAGGUCCGGAAACAAUACAUAGAGGUAAGUGAAUGACAAUAUGUAUAUUAUUCUAGCUGGUGGGCUAUUGUGAGCUGUUUGUUUCUUGUCGUCUCCACCUCAUUGUUUUCAGUACUCUAUUGGUCUGUCCCUGUUCAUAUAGUAUAAUGGCUUUGCUUCCAUACCUAUAUAGAGGUGUUUAAGCUGAGCUUCUUUCUUGUAUUGCAGAUCAGAGAUUAACGGAGUCUGAACCAGGUUUAAUUACUAAUUUGCACUGUUCAUCCAUGUUCCUUUUUUGCUCAACUUAAAUCUAAUUUGUAACUUCACUUUUAUCAUAUCUCCAGACAAGUGAGGAAAUACAAAAAGAGCUAUAAGAUGAAUCCACAAGCAUUAUGAAAGAAAUGGUAGUUUACAUUAUGGAAACAGGGAUGGCUACAAGCUUGUCAAAAGGGUUGUGAAGAAUAAUUUUUAGAUAUUUGUGAUCAGUUGUACAAAAAAAAAAAUAAUAAUAAUAAUUACUAUUGUAGUUAGAGAGAGGUUUGAUGGAUCACUUUUUGUUUAAUUAAAUUCGUACAUUUGCGUCA
This is a messenger RNA of Cornus florida, 2353 nucleotides long. Its product is annotated as disease resistance protein L6-like. The transcript has 4 exons. The record is from RefSeq and is a predicted model, not a curated record. Lineage: Eukaryota; Viridiplantae; Streptophyta; Magnoliopsida; Cornales; Cornaceae. Bases 1 to 1542 code for a protein of 513 amino acids.